Molecule: messenger RNA, 837 nt
Organism: Salvia miltiorrhiza (redroot sage)
Lineage: Eukaryota; Viridiplantae; Streptophyta; Magnoliopsida; Lamiales; Lamiaceae
Product: protein GLUTAMINE DUMPER 5-like
Exons: 1
Coding region: 159-689 (176 amino acids)
Biological process (GO): regulation of amino acid export
Source: RefSeq, a predicted model, not a curated record
GACCUAAGCACAUUAAUUAUACUCCACCCUUGUGUAUAAAUAGGCACGCACCUUCUCCCCUUUUCUCAAACACACAACACAAUUUUCUCUCUUAAAUUAAAUCUUCUCAAUUAUUUCCACUUCUCCACUCCAAAACCUAAACCCAAAAAAAAAAGAAAAUGAGAAGCGGUGGCAACUUAUUUCACUCCACAACUAAAAUGACAGCCGCGGAAGCCGCCACGACGGCGAAGGCGACGUUCUCGCCGCCGGCCACCAUCCAGCGCUCGCCGUGGCACUCCCCGGUGCCGUACCUCUUCGGCGGGCUGGCGGCGAUGCUGGGCUUGAUAGCCUUCGCCCUCCUCAUUCUCGCCUGCUCCUACUGGAAGCUCUCCAACGGAGAAGAAGGCCGCGACGGAGACGUCGAGGGCGGCGCCGCCGAGAAAGGCGAGGGCGGCUCCGCCGAGAAGGCGCUGCCGGUUUUCGAAGAGAAGUUUUUAGUCAUCAUGGCGGGUGAAGUGAAGCCUACUUACCUCGCCACACCUAUUUCUAGCAAAACUGCUUCUUUCGAUGAUGAAAAACUCGAGAAUAAAGGAAAAGUUGCAGGAGAAGAAGAAGAAGAAGAAAAGGUGAAGAAAGAUGAUAAAUAUGUGCAAGAAAAUGGAGAUCACUCCCAAUUAAGCCAAGAGCAAAAUCAAUCAAAUAUUAGUUAAUGAAAACUAUUAUUAGGGCUAUGAAUUUUUUUUUUUGAAUUUUUUUUUCUGCUUCUUCUUGUUUUGGGUUUGAGUUGAGGCUCAAUUUUGUGAUCCGAGAAAAUGUACAUUUUCUAAUGAGAUGAGCAGCUUCAGUUUGGAAACAUUA